Betta splendens (Siamese fighting fish) is the source of this 4895-nucleotide messenger RNA. It is a transcript of the gene zbtb21, whose product is annotated as zinc finger and BTB domain containing 21. Gene Ontology annotation, biological process: regulation of transcription by RNA polymerase II. The record is from RefSeq and is a predicted model, not a curated record. Bases 132 to 3161 code for a protein of 1009 amino acids. Gene Ontology annotation, molecular function: protein binding; DNA-binding transcription factor activity, RNA polymerase II-specific; RNA polymerase II cis-regulatory region sequence-specific DNA binding. NCBI's taxonomy places the organism in Eukaryota, Metazoa, Chordata, Actinopteri, Anabantiformes, Osphronemidae. Gene Ontology annotation, cellular component: nucleus. The transcript is spliced from 2 exons.
ACCUCAUCCCUGGUGUGGGAUGACGUCAAAUUCAAGAUGGAUGGAAUCACGACCAGCGCGAAGAAAUCUACACAACACUGAGUAAAGUCGUGGCCGUGUGGGGCAAGGCACCUAUUCGCGACGGGCAGGCCAUGGAGAGCCUAGUGCAUUACAGCAACCCCUCCCAUGCCCUUUCAGUGUUGGGGGUUCUCAAUGAGCAGCGUCUGCGGGGACAGAUGUGUGAUGUAGUCCUAAUUGUGGCCGACCAGCGGUAUCAGGCCCACAAGAGUGUUCUGGCUGCCAGCAGUGAGUAUUUCCAGUCCCUGUUCACACGGAUGGAUGCAGAGUCACUAAAAGAUGUAAACCUGGACUUCUGCGAGCCAGACGCCUUUGAGAUAGUUUUGAAUUACAUUUACUCCUCCUCACUGUUUGUGGACAAAGGCAGCUUGGCAGCCAUUCAGGAGCUGGGCUACAGCCUUGGAAUCCCUUUUCUCACCAACAUUGUGUCAACAAGGCCACAUGCAUCCUACUGUGUGUCUAGGAAAAGGCUUUCAUUCUCAGAGGGUGAGGAAAACGAUAUCCACACAAGAAGUGUUAUUGUGUGCCGGGUCCGGAAUGACUCGUCUCAUCCACACUUAAAUUAUCAGAGAAAACCAGCAGAGAAACCAUUAUCUCCUCGACCCACUGGAGAGUCUGCUCAGCUUUUAUCAGAACACAACUUGAAUGAAUCAGUGAGGAAAUCUGAAUCCAUUCACAGGAGAUUAUCCCAACAGACUGAAGCUACUGAGAGGAAGUCCUCUUAUCCAUACAACUCCAUAUUAAAGGAGAAUCCAUCACGCAUUACUCCUGUUAGGCCUCAGUUAACAUCAUCUGUGUCUUUCAGUGAUGCUGAAGUGCAGCACAUCACAUACACAAAAGAGGAAAAUGAGGAGCAGAACACCAAAGUGCCCUUUCAGGGUCAGGCCAGUGAGCCAAGCCAGACCAUCGACAGGAGUGGACCACUCAUAAAAAGCCUGCUCAGAAGAUCUCUAUCCAUGGACAGUCCUGUUCCAGUCUUCUCACCCACACUGGAGCUCAAGGAGCUAAAACUUCGAGAACAGUCAGUUGUUAAAAUGGCAUCAAAAGCAUCUGAGCCAGAAACAUCUACUCACAAUGGGAGUUCUAAAAGAACAUCACCUCUGGUUCUCAGGCCAAAGUACCCCAGCAGGUAUGAUGAACAAACUCAGGUAGAAAGGGAGGUUAACGUGAAGGCUGAGCCAAGCAGUCCACUCGCAGACCCCAUGGACAUUAUUCGAAUCACAGUGGGAGAUUCUUUGCCAGUUAAUCUUAGAGACUUGCAAACAAAUUAUGACCAAGGUUUGAAGCCUGUUAUGAAUCCUCUGGGUAGAAGAAAGGACAGGCCAGACAACAGAAGGUACCCAUUCAAGAAAAGCAGAUUCUUUAAAGAGCAUGCCCUCACUGAUAAGAACAUAUCGGAAACUGUACUUCACACUGCCAGCAAUGACACAAAUGAUGAGAGCAGAGAGCUGCCUCCAAACAAGAUUUUUAAAUGCUGGAACUGUUUAAAGGUUUUCAGGUCCAGUGCUGGAUUGCAUCGUCAUGUAAAUAUGUAUCACAACCCAGAAAAGCCGUAUGCUUGCGACAUCUGCCACAAGCGCUUCCAUACCAACUUCAAAGUGUGGACACACUGCCAGACUCAGCAUGGCGUAGUACAAAAUCCGGCCUCGUCCUCCAGCUCCUCUGUACUGGAUGAGAAAUUUCAAAAGAAAUUAAUCGAUAUUGUGCGAGAGAGGGAAAUAAAGAAAGCGUUGCUGUGGAAGCUGAAGAGAAAUAAGCAGGGUUUGCUGUCGCCUGCACUUGCCAAGAAGAGAUCAAGGCCCGGCUUCAUAUGUCCUUACUGUGGGAAAGUAUUUGUGUUCCAGUCUCAGUACAGGCAGCAUUUAAGGACACAUCCUGCUGAAAAAGCUGAGCAGGACACAACAAGCGAGAGUCACCUCUAUCAGGAACAGGAUGAGAUCAUUCAACAGGAGAGCACGGACAGUGGUGUUUACUCCUGUCGGCUUUGCAACCUGAAGCUGUCAUCACUCUUCGAACAGGGAGAUCAUGAGAGAGGUUGUCAGCACGCAACUGUGUGCCCUUACUGUGGCCUCCGAUUCUCUAGUCCGACAGUCAAGAAGGACCACGAAGCACAUUGUAAGUACAAAAAGCUGACCUGUCUGGAGUGUAUGCGGACCUUUAAAUCCUCAUUUAGCAUUUGGCGGCACCAGGUGGAGGUCCACAACCACAACAUAAUGACUGUUAAAGAGCAGAUUCACCUGAAGCAACUGGAGAACAAUGAGGAGGUUUCUGAAAUGCUGACGGAGGAGAGUUACGGCGAUGAACCUCCAACAACUGGAGGCUCAAGAGAAAACAUCAGUUACAGUGACUCCUCAGGUCCUCCCAUGUAUGAUUCAGAGGACUCUUCAUCCUAUGCUCCUGAAGACCUGAGCAUGGGUCACCAUGGCAAGCUGGUAGUGAAGGAAGAGCCUUUAGAGGAGGCUGUGAGUGAGAGGGACAACACAGAGGCUGCCAAAGCUGCGGCAGAGGAGCCUGGGGUGUGGCCAUGCGAGAAGUGUGGAAAUCUUUUCAGCUCUCGCAAAGACCUGGAACGACACCAGGAGCUGCUGUGCCACAUCAAACCGUUCAUCUGUCACAUCUGCAACAAAGCCUUCAGGACCAAUUUCCGCCUUUGGAGCCACUUCCAGUCUCACAUGUCGACUUCUACCGAACCUGGAGCCAAAGAGAUCGACCAGCACUCCUCACCUCUGUCCCCCUCCCCUCCCAUGACCCCUCUGAACUCUGAGCGUCCAUCCAAACAGGCCUCCAUGCUCAAAUCCACUCAGAUAGUGCCAGUGGUUGCCAUGAUGGCCGAGGAGUCCAACAGCCCUGAGCCCUGUAGUUCAUCAGCCAGCAAGUUGAAAAGGCCCGAGCUAGACCGGCAGCCUAGCAGCCGAAGCCCUCUGUCAAGGUCAAACAGUACGGAGAAUCCAGGGGGUUCUCAGGAAUCCGAUACACUCUUUUACCACGCACCGUCUCUGUCUGCUCUGACAUUCAAGAGGCAGUACAUGUGCAAGCUCUGUCACAGGACCUUCAAGACGGCCUUUAGCCUCUGGAGCCACGAGCAAAGUCACAGCCACAUGUAAUAAUCAAACAACAGCAGGUUCUAUUAGGAGACAAUAAAUCAGUAAAGGAUAAACACCUCAGCCGACACAUAGGAGACAUUGAAUGUAUAGCUUAUUGGCUCGCCUCCGAUGUCAUUUAUAAAAGUGGCUAUGUUCUUUAGAGGUGUAAACGUGAAUGUGCAAUGAAGUGCUAGAUUAAAAAUGGUUCAACUUCCUCUCAAACUGAACUGUAAGCAUUUAUUUUAGUUGUUUACUUGUAAUGAUCUAUCUAGGUGUUUUGAGAAAGCAAGGUAACCCCCCCCAAGUGUAGGAAAAGUGCUUUAAAAACUCCAGAGACUGUAAUUUUGUGCUUUUGCUUUUGUAUCUCUUGGUGUCAGUGACAUCCCCUGUGAUGAUAUUGGUGGCCUCAACAAUGUAUUUAAUAUGCACUUUGUUUGACACUUUGAUUCUGUCGUUAUGGAGUUUUAGUCAAAAAUGUUUUCUUUGAUCCCUAGGUUUCCAAACCAAGGGAAACCAGGCUGCAGAUGUCAGAUUAACUAUUAGGCCCAAGAGUUUCCUUUCUCCAUAUUUAGUAUUGAUCUGUACUUUCUAUUCCUACCUUUGAGUCUUGUGUUCCUUUGAAUCAUUUGAUUUAGUGGGCUGAUUGAAUCCGUCAGUAUGACGUAAUGAACAUCAAACACACCUCAAAUACCUGUUGUUUAAGGCACUUCAUCUCUUUAUGUUGCUUAGAUAAACACCUAACAGUUUUCAUUCAGCAUCUACACUAUGUGCUGGAUUUAGUGCAAUUUUCAGAUUUUAAGACAUGUUCUUUGGUGCUGAGACCGGCCGUCUUGUAAAAAAUGGGGGUAAUUGCGAGUGAAUAUUCACAGCAAGCACACGGCGGUAAUGCGGAUUAUGAUUUUACUGAUUUGAAGUGAGACUCACAAUUUCUGAAAGUCCGCCCACCCAGUGCACCACCAGUGUUAUGUACAUACGCAGACAUACAGAUUUGUGCAAUCAAACAGAAUUGGUAAUAAACAAGCUUUACAGUGCUUUAAUGGCCUUAUGCAACUUGAAAAAAAAACUAUUUUGUGAAUAUUAUUUUACAUGAAGCACAAUUGAAUUUCAGAUGACCUAUGACUCAGGCACUUCAGGGUAGUCAAGUCACGAAGAGGCAGAAGAAUGAGAAAUUAAAUAAAUCUUCUGCACUUAUUCUAUGGAAUGGCGAGAGAAUGUUUCUGCUUCCUAAAGAUUUGUUAUUAAUGAUUGUGUUUUGAUUGUAUUUCAGGUGUUUCUCACUUCUGUUACUAGUAUAUACUUCUGCUUUGGCUUGAUGGUUUAGAAUUUGUCAUAUAUUAUUCUGUUUGUUCCUAUUUGGGGACAUGUCACAGAGUGCUUCACACAAACUAUAGGAAGUUGCUUUCCACUAAACAAGCGACUAAAGCUGCAUUAUGACUUCAUAGGACACAUCCUGUAUUUAUAGUGCUUUUUAUUUCUUUGUGAGGAAAAUCUUUUUAACUGUUUCAUAGAUGAUGAUCAGAGUUGUGUAUAUGGAAGUGUUUGUAUUAUGUAUUUUGUACCAAUUUUGUUAGUAACCAAAAGUUUGAUCUUUUUAAGUAUUCCUGUGCUCUUGCUGCAAUAAUGAAUAUUUGUAUCAGCAUUGGUUGCGUUCUUGUUGCUUUUGGAGAUUUGCAGCCGUUUUGUCUUUAGGUUUUUCUACAGGUUUUGUGCUUAAUUUCUGUAAUAAACAGUAAUAAUGGACAAUAUUUACACAUA